UAACGGUAGACCCCGUGUGCUUUUGGGAGGAGGGGAACGUACACACGUACUAGGUUGACGAGAGCAUCGACGAGGAUGGAAAACAUUAACACGUCUCUGCAGAUGUCUUGCAGCCAGCACCAUAAUCUGAUGUCGACCGUCCACAAUUGGCGAGACAGGUUUCGACCCAGAACUUGCUUUGUUGAACGAGAUGGUGGCGUUCAAUUGUUUACGCCGCGAAGCAUCCCCGCACGAUCGCAAUCAAAACCUACCUCGUCGACAAUCCCCGAAGCUCAAUCCAGACUCCCCGCACUGCAAAAAAGCAACUGGGCUGAUGAUAAUAGCUUCACGUCAGCUGUCCGCCCGAUAAGAUACAAUUAGAUUUACUGCCUGCUCGCUCCUCUCCUCUACUCUGCCUUCCCACUGCUCUCUCGCUCGAGCGCCAC
Mycena citricolor is the source of this 425-nucleotide messenger RNA. NCBI's taxonomy places the organism in Eukaryota, Fungi, Basidiomycota, Agaricomycetes, Agaricales, Mycenaceae. The record is from the annotation of a GenBank genome assembly.